Molecule: messenger RNA, 2177 nt
Organism: Sitodiplosis mosellana (orange wheat blossom midge)
Lineage: Eukaryota; Metazoa; Arthropoda; Insecta; Diptera; Cecidomyiidae
Exons: 3
Coding region: 408-1898 (496 amino acids)
Source: RefSeq, a predicted model, not a curated record
GGUUGGUAGUGGCACCACUGGUCAUUUGCAAAAACACCAACUUCACUGUAAUCGGCGAUGUUUGCAAUAAGAAUUUACACCCCGAUAUGAAACAGCACAUUUGAUAUCCAAUAGACCUCUUUACCAUAUUUUAUGGUUUAAUUUUUAUCGUCAAUCGAUUUAAUGAGAAGAUAAAAGAAAUUAGUUGCAUAUUUUAUCGAAACGACAAUUAACGAUUGCAAAUCGUAGCUCAACAAUAAAUAAAAUCGUGGAGAACAAUUGUCAUUUGCAUAGCUAUCGAUUUGAAGACAGCGAGUUUGGCAAAUCCAUUGCGAGAGGUUACGGUGCAACGAAAAGAAUCGCCUUACAAACAGAAAAUUGCCAACUCAAUUUCGUUCGCACUGACAUCAAAUCAAAUCGGUCACGCAAUGCAAGUAAAAGUAAGCACACUGCGAACAUUGAAAAUGGACGCAAUGAAAGCUGAUCGCCUGCACAGAACGAAGCGUCAGCAAAAACGUAAAAAUUACGUUAAAUACCUCUUGAAAAUCAUUCAUUUGAAUGAUGAUUGUUUGGAACGGAUAUUUUUCCAAUUGGAUCUGAUAGAAUUGGCAAAAGUGGCCGAUGCCAACACGCGACUGGCUGCCGUGGCCACCGAUGUAUUCGCUCAGAAAUAUCAGCAGCAAGAAAUUCAAAUCAGAAGCUGCCAAGACACAAAGUUAUGCGGAAACAAAGAAGAGCUCAACUACGGGCGAAUGCCAUUCGAAGAAGUGCGCAUGAUCCUCGAGCAUUUUGGCAAGCAUAUUAUAAAAUUGGACAUCGAUUUUGGCCCAUUCAGUUCAUCACAUCGGGCGCAGCGAAUUGUUGAUAAGGUCAGUGAAUUCUGCAGCAGUACAUUGUUGGAAUUGAAGUUGGGAAUGCUUCGGGAUGGGAUGCGAUUUCGGCAGCCAUUCAUCAAAUUGGAAAAAUUGGUAUUUUAUCAGAGUUUUUUCCGUUUUCAUGAACCAAUCAAAGAAAUAAGUACAUCGUUCCCAAAUAUUCGUUGCAUCGAGCUUCAAAACAUUCGCUAUGCAUUUAAAAGUAUUCGAUUGGAACAACGGCUACCAACAUUGCAGCACAUUGGCUACUACACACACCCAUAUGUCCAAUUUUCUGCGGAAGAUUUGCAAUCGAUUCACCGCAUAGCUCAAUUGAAUCCACAGCUCAGAAGCUUGGGCACGUAUUUGGGUGCGAUCGAAAUGUCAAAAAUAGGUCCAGAGAGUAUGUCAAUGGAACCGAUGCCGAGCAUUGACACAAUCGAAGCGGUUUGUUCCUACCCAAUGGCGAAUGGGCCGUUUCAUUUUGCCAAUAUCAAGCACCUAAAACUCAAUGGAUCGGAAACCUUGGAUCGUGGAUGGUUCGAAAUCGGCAAUCAAAUUGAACAAUUGGAUUUGUUAGCCUGCCCAAUAGACGAGAACAUUGCGAAUUUCAUCGUGAGCUGUCGGAAUUUGAAGAAGUUGAAAAUUGUCACCAACGAAGACUUUGAUAUGGAACACGUAAAGCAUAUCGCCAAAAACCUACCGUCACUCAACGAGGUACAUUUUUCAGUGUACAAACACAAUAAAGAGCUCAAACAUUCUACAGCCCUGACAGCGGUGGUUGAAUUCAUGCAGCAUUGCAAACAAUUGGCCAGAGCUAGUGCUGCACAUGAUAUCGACGAUGGGAAGCAGUGUCGUUCGCGAUACAAACACAGCACCUACAUUAAAUCAAAGCCAAUCAUCAAAUUGUAUCGCGACACAAUCGACCGAAGUGUACCGCAAUCAUCACAAUGGCGCAUCAAUCAUCAACUGAAACCGGUUGAACUUAUUAAAGGUUUUGAAGGCUAUCACAGGUAUUUAUUUUUCCAGGCUAAAUUCGAAAAACGACGUCAGUCCAACGCUUGAACAACAGAAAAUUCGUUUACACUCGCAAUAAUAUUGAUUUGCAAAUAUUUUUAUGAGAAUUUAUCAACUACAGAAAAGAGACAAAAAAGAAGAAAAAAAUGUCGAUAAAAAAGGAAAAGAUGCCAAAAAAAAAUUGCCAUAAAUAUCAAUUGUAUGAUUACUACAAAUUAGUUGAAUUGUAUUCAAUUGAAAAUGUUCGAUUGGAACAAAAAAAUAUUACUUUUCAAACACUUUAUGGGAACAUUGAAUUAAAAGCAUACAAAUAUUGUGUAUACAAAA